Molecule: messenger RNA, 321 nt
Organism: Annulohypoxylon truncatum
Lineage: Eukaryota; Fungi; Ascomycota; Sordariomycetes; Xylariales; Hypoxylaceae
Exons: 2
Coding region: 1-321 (106 amino acids)
Source: RefSeq, a predicted model, not a curated record
AUGACGCGGUCUCAUCUUAAACUGCAGCAGUUAGAUGUGCACACUGACUACCGCAGUCGAGGUGCUGGCAGGAUGUUGACUGACUGGGGUAUCAAUGAAGCCGAUGAACUUGGUUUAAAGUCGUGCGAAGAGUCCAUUUUAUUUGCCAUACCCAUCUACGAGAAGUAUGGAUUGGGACACAUUGAUAGUCUUGAGCCAGAUGUGGCCGUGUUGAAUCCGAUGCCAAAAUGGAAAGGGGAUGCAACGGAUGGUUUACGUGUUGCGAUGAUGUCGCGACCAACUGGUCAAAAUUAUCGUGACGACGUGGGAGGAGCCCCUUGA